GAUUUGUCGCUGAAAAUCUACUAUCUAUUUGUCAUGUCAAAAUAUUUGGAAAGACUUUUUGUCCCGUGUAGUUUUGUUUUUUAGUUUGAAAUGUACUUCGUUAUUUUUUUGUAGCCGUUUUAGUAACAGUUUUGUAGAAUUAUAAGUUGCAAUUGCAUGUAAUGGUGAAAAAAUACAUUUUCUAAUUAUGGCCGAGGUUGAUGAAACAUUUUACAAUAGUUUAGCGUGUUUUUAUUAUCACAAAAAUGAAAAUUCCUAUUACAAUGAUACGGCAUCUUUCAAUGGUGUGCUGAGAGCUACUCUUACCGAAAACAUAGAAGAGCUCAAUAGAUACAAAAAAAGGAAAGGAGGUCUCAAUAGCCAUGAUCAAUUUGGAAAUACUCCAUUACAUGUAGCUGCUAUUCGCAACAAAUUAAAAUCCGUAAUGUAUUUGAUUGAUCAACCUCAAGUUUCGGUACACGCUAAAAAUUCAUUGGGUCAAACUCCCAUUUUUCAUUCGGCACAAUCCGGAUAUGUGGAAAUAACCGCAUUUCUGAUUGCGAAAGGAGCCGAUGUUAACGCUCAGAAUUGCAUGAAAAACACUCCUCUACAUUUAUCGGUAUUACAUCCGCCGAUAAUGAGAUUGUUAAUCGAGAACGGCGCCGAUUUAAAUAUGUUGAAUUUACAUCACAACACCCCUAUUUACAACGCUGUUUCUUUAAAUUGUCUCGAAGUAGUGUGUAUGUUGUUGUAUUAUAAUUGCGACCCUACGGUUAAAAACAUCUACAAACGUACACCGUUGAUAAAAGCCAUCAUGUGCAAAAAUUCCGAAAUACAAGACGCGUUAUUCGAUUACACCGACGAUUUCAAUGAUAUCGGUUGCGAGGAGGAUUCCGUUCUAACGUUAGCUUUGACGUACAAAAGUCCUUAUUUAAAACAAAUUUUAUCCAAAGGUACGUCACCGACUAUCGACGAUGUAAUACAAUCUUUGUUCAGAAAUAAUUACAGGAUAUUCAAAAAACUAUGGAGAAUGUUACCGCGCAAAGAAUUGAAUACUCCAAGAAAGUUCGGUCAAUUCGCUGAUGAAGUGCGCAGACGUAACGUGAUGAAAUACAUCGAUAUCGUUUUAAAACAUUCCGAUGAUUAUGUUUUCGAAAGAUUGGCUUAUUGUUUCGAUUCAUUCGUGAAUUUAAACGCCUUUCUAGACGUUACCGUCGACGACAGCGGUUUAAAUCAGAUUACGAAAUUUGUUUGCGCGUUGUUGCAGUACGAUUGCAGAUUCUCUGCGCCAUUCGUUUACGAUCUUUACGUCUACUUCGGAUACUGUGAUUUAUUCAAGUAUUUCCUAUACAUAGAUCAAAUAGAUUAUCCCCCUAUUUAUUGUGUAGAAUGGAUUAUCCCUAAAUAUAUCUUCAAUAUUCGAAGUGACAUAAGAUACAUCUGUCAUUUAGUUAACAGCAAUUAUCGUCAAACGAAUAACGUAGAUGUUGUUUUGAAAACGUUGGAAUUCAGCGCGGAUAGUUGUUUGGUCGAUCUCGUCAGAAAAUAUAAACAUUGCGAAAGGUGUAUAAGGUUGAGUUAUAUGGUACCGACGGUACCUUCUCUAUUGGAAUUAGCCAGAGAAAAAACUAGACAGUAUAUAGUUGAUAAAUAUAAUUUUUUCACCCCAUCGCAAUUUUAUACCUUUAUUAAUGACUUGGACAUUAAUAAUGUUUAUAAAAAAAUAUUGAGGUGGGAACAACCCAUUUAUUUUUAUAAUAUUUGAUAAUACAAAAAUUUUCAUUUUUGUACGGACAAUCCGAUUUUUUUAUCAUAUAAACCAGUGUUUCCCAACGUUUUGUGGGCCUUACCAUACCUUAACUUUCCUAAAAUUCUUAUGUAAGAUACAUAAUUUUCAAUUGAAAAAAUUGGAUGGUUCACUUGAACCCUUAACAUCUGAUUUCGUUUUUUUAAAUGAAAAAGUUGUUUUUUUUAAAUUAUCACCGCUAGAUGAUUUGAAUUCCGUUUUUUUUAUCAUAUAAACUAGUUUUUGAAACCGUUAAUGAUAUUACACCAACACUCACAAUUAUGUUGUCUGACGCGCGUUUCAAUAACCAUUUUGCUCAUUUUUUGUAUUGCUUGCGUCUUAAUUUUUGUGGCAUUUUCAUUUAUGUUUUACCGAGUUAUCGUCUUCAGAGGCUGAAGGUAAACUGUGUACCUUUACCCUUUACCUUUACAAAGAGUGUAAUUCUGAGUAUUGGUGUAGUUAUAGCGUGAACGUGUCCAGUAAGGCAACUUCAUACAUAUACUUCUCUUAACCACUUUAAUCUAACUUUUUCUUUCUUAGUUUAUCAAGGUGGAUUCCAUUGAAGCGUCCUACUGUAUCUUAACUUGUUUUCCAUAAUAAUUGUCCUAGUUUUCAACUAUAUAUCCCCCUUUAAGUUGUAUUUUAUUUCAUAAUGCAUACUCUGUCUAUAUUCAGUUUUAUCUUUUUACUGUUCUUUCUUUCCGCUAUUAUUAACUCCUUGUCUCUCUUUUCGUCAUUGGUUUCUUCGUCAUACAUCAGUAUCGUCUCUAUCGUUGUUUUAUGAAUAUCUAUUUUGGUUCUUUUAUUUAGUAUUUCGCUUUUUCUUAUUUGCAUUAAAUUCUCCAUUAGUUACUUAUAAUUUUUCUACAAUUGCUGACCUUUCCCUAUUGCUUUUGAUCAUUAUUUCUAAAUAAUGCAUUCAAAUUUACAAUCUAUUUUUAUUGCUUCCUUUUUAAAUUGCUUGCGUCUUUUCAACUUAUUUCUUCUCUAUCUGUUUUCACUUGUUUCAACCCACUUUAAGAUGGUGUUUCAAGAAUCGUUGGUGGUAUUUACACUGAAUACACUGUUUACACCAACACUCACAAUUGCACUGUCUAACGCGCGUUUCGAUAACCAAGUUAUCAUCUUCAGAAGAUAAACUGUUUACAUACAGAGAGUGUAAUUCUGAAUAUUGGUGUGGUUAUAGCGUGAACGUGUCCAGUAUGGCAUCAACAGACAUAGUAAUUUUAGUAUAUAAAAAAUAUUUUAAUGAUUCUGUAGUUUAUUCUUACUUUUUUUAAUUAUGUUUUUUAAAAUUUUGUGCUUUUUUUUAAAGAUUUUGAAAUUAAUCUUGUAAUUAGACUAGUGGAAAUUGACUCUGUUUUUGUACAAAGAAGAAUCUGACUGAAUAACCAUAGUUAAUACAAAAAACAAUGCACCUGCAUUAAAUUUUUUAUUAAAAUGUGUAAUAAGAA
Molecule: messenger RNA, 3219 nt
Organism: Diorhabda carinulata
Lineage: Eukaryota; Metazoa; Arthropoda; Insecta; Coleoptera; Chrysomelidae
Product: serine/threonine-protein phosphatase 6 regulatory ankyrin repeat subunit C-like
Exons: 3
Coding region: 188-1744 (518 amino acids)
Molecular function (GO): protein binding
Source: RefSeq, a predicted model, not a curated record